UUUAUCAAUAUUGUAUAUUCAGGAAUAUASUCCCUUGGGACUAGGUGGYGGUGGUGCACCAAAUCGAACAGUCUCUGGAAAKCAACAGACAAAAUUAMGAGCUGAUCCUGAACUAAGAUUCCCUAAAUAUGGCGAGAAYAGCAAUAUUGCAGAAGGCUUGAGAUAUAAUAAAAAAGACAUGGAGUAUGCAGCUUUACUUGAGAAGUUUAUCAACGAAAGUCAUACAAGAAAACAACAGGAAGAGAAGAAACGCAAAGAACAAGAAAUAUCUCAUAAUCAAUAUGAUCCAUUCAAAAAACCUGGUGGUGGUGCUCCUUUGACAAAUGAACAAGGUGAAGUCAAUGCAAAACAGAUAUUAACACUAUCCACAGACAUCAAAGAACUUAGAGGAGUAGAACCUCGUCACCAGCAUGCAUACAGUGAUCCAGGGAAGUGUAAACCAGAUGACUAUGCAUGGUUAAAUCCAGACAGCAAUCAUUGGCCAUUUGGCAAAAACACUGUUGAAAGGGACAGAGCUGGUAAAAUCAUGAAGACCAAAAGGCCUGCAAUUGAUGAUUCAGAAGGAAUUGGAAUACCUGUUGGAAGACCUGGUGCUGGUGCUCCCAUUAAGGACAAAGAUGGUAAACUCAAAACAAGGAAACCACAGACAUUAACAAAGAAUAGUUAUGGACAGGUACUGUCAAGGGAUUUCAGUCCUAAAGAGAGAAUUGAGAAUGAUCCCUUUCAAAAGCCAGGUGCAGGAGCUCCCAUUAAGGAUGCAGAUGGUAAAGUCAAAACKCGCUUAGUAGCUCAGGUGGAACGAUUGGAACCAUCACCAAGAAUGUCUUUUGAUGAUAUCCAAGCCAAACAAGCCUAUCUGAAAACUUUACAGGAUCAAGCUGAACAAGCUGAAUACAAGCGCAAGGAAGAGAAUGAAGAUCUCAAAAAGAGUGGAGGCGAUGUAUCAUCAUGGAUCAGAAGUGGUGUUGUUGGUCAGCCAAAGUUUGACCCUGUAACAAAGGAAAUUAUAGCAUCACAUAAAACCACGUCUGAUGUCACUCAACAAAAGCUGAACAUACGCAGACAAAAGAAUGAUACUAGCAGCAACUACCACCGUGAUCUGCAAGUUCUUGUUGAUGCAAAACAGAAACAACGAUACCAAGAGAAAGAAACUGAAAAGCAUGAUUCCAUGAGGCAUGUGGAAACCAUGAACAGUAACUGGGGUAAAAAAGGUGGAGGGGCACCUCUUGACGGAUACAGAAAACAAAAAUUUGGAUUGGAUCCCUAUGAUGAAACCAGUUUUCGACCAAAUUGAAACCCACAAGUGAUAAUAAUAAUAAUUCUUAGACGCAGUAUUGUUUUUAUUAUGUGGUUGUUUCGUUUGAAAAUAUACAAUUAUAGUAAGACCUAUGCACUAUACAACUUCCCAGAACUUUCUAGUCUGUAACAUCAUUAAAAGAUAUUUUGGGAAGUGUAGAGUCCUCAAUAAAGUUUCUGCCUAGUUAACUAGGGWAUGUCAAAUUAAUACUCACCGCAUAAAAAAGUGCUGUUUGGCACAAUAUUCAUUUAUUAUGGGUGUAUUGGUGCACUUUGCGGAUGUGUCAAAGUCAAAGAAAACACAAAAUUUGUUGUUAGAGGUAGAGAAGGAGAUAACUGACACAAACAAGAAUAGAUGACAAAGAACAAGGCUCACACACUGACAAAUAAAACACAAACAGUUCAAUUUUUACUGUAAAGUUAAGUUAUUUAUUGGGUAUUAACUUAAUUAACUUAAAAAUAAAUAUUUAUAAUAUUUUAGUAUUUUUUUAUUGUAAAAAAUUCAUAUCACUAUCAUUUAUUAUCUGAGUGAAGUGACUGGAUGUUAUUUUAGCAUAGCUUAGAAAAUAGACAGAAGUGAAUUCUAAGAAGUACUAGUAUGAAUGUUUAUUAUAUUCUCAUUCAAUAACAGUAUGAAUUCAUGAAAGAUCUAUCAGCACUGAGUAAAAUAUUAUUAAAAUGAUGAAAAACAUUU
Molecule: messenger RNA, 1990 nt
Organism: Exaiptasia diaphana
Lineage: Eukaryota; Metazoa; Cnidaria; Anthozoa; Actiniaria; Aiptasiidae
Exons: 13
Coding region: 179-1294 (371 amino acids)
Source: RefSeq, a predicted model, not a curated record